Molecule: messenger RNA, 1406 nt
Organism: Camelina sativa (false flax)
Lineage: Eukaryota; Viridiplantae; Streptophyta; Magnoliopsida; Brassicales; Brassicaceae
Source: RefSeq, a predicted model, not a curated record
GAGUAGAGUAAAGUGGUCUCAUCCUUCAAAUUUGGAAUCACGCCGAUAAAGCCAAAAUAAAAUACCCCACGGAAAAGCUCCGACAACACCAAAGUAACUCAUCUUCUUCUUUUUUCCCCCACUCCGAGGAUUCUAAAGCAUAAAAGCACCAUUUUGUCCACAAUCACUAUGCCCUAAAAAAAAAAACCCGUCUUUGAAAUCCUUUUCAUGCUUCCUCUUACAUUCCUCGAUUUCUUUUUUCCCCUCUGAGAAAAGUGACUUCCUUUUGAUUUUGAUUCUUCUUUUUAGUCUUUCUGCAAUGAUUCCGUAUUUUGAAUUAAGGGUUUAUAAGAAAGCAGAGAUUGGAGAGUUUGGUUUAUCCUUAAACUAUCGCAAUGGGUGCUCUCAGAUUAAGAAAUGUUGGUCUGAUUGAUUCAAAGGGUUGUUCUAAGUUGUUCCCUGUCUCACAAUCUCCUCCAAUGUCUCAGUCCAAUGGACCUUUCUCUUCUCUUGUCAUUUGUGUCACUGGUUUAUCCAAAGAUGCGAGAAAACAAGUGAAGGAAGCGACAGAGAGACUAGGAGGCGAGUACAGUCCUCACCUGCACCUGCGAUGCACUCAUUUAGUAGUCCAGAGCUCUUGUGGACGUAAGUUUGAGCACACUUUGAAACAUGGGGCAAGAAAAGGUCUCUUUGUUGUUACAAUUGGCUGGUUUGUAGAUAGCGUCAAGAGAAACCUCAGGAUGAGCGAAUCACUUUACAAUGUUAAACAACUUGGACAAAAUUGCGAAAAGGUGGAUGAUCUGAGCCGGGUAUUUGAUCUCGAACCUAUUUGUCGUCCUAGGCAAAUUCAGCAAGCUGUACCUUUUGGCACAUCAACGAAGAACUACCAAGUAUCUUCUACUGGAACAGAGUCUGGCACUAGUGUAGACAUGACUCUUGCUGACCACUGCAUGUAUGUUGAUUCAGACAUUUCAGAUGAACUCCGGCUUAAGGUGUUAAAGGUUGCUGGAGAGCAAGGAGCAAAGGCCAUUGAUUCAUGGUUUAUUGGUUGCAAUGCAAGUCUUGUUGUGUGUGAAGGUGCUUCUAUCCAGAGAUAUCUUGGCCAUGCCAAAACUAUUGUCUCACCGCUAUGGGUUCUGAAAACAGUGGAAAAAAAUCGACAAAGACUUGUUCAUAUGUCACCUGAUUUAGCCAGACAGUUAGGAUUAAUGCUUGAAAACUUUGAAGAUGGCGCUACAAAGGAGAAAACUUGUGAGGAAGGUAAUCCUCAAGAUGCUACGAAAUUCAAAAGUAAAUCAAAACAACAAAGGAAAGAGACUGUAAAUAUUGCUAAAACCGGGGUUAGGAGACGCCGUACUCGCCACAUGCAGACUUGUCAAAACCCAAUAAGACGCAUAACACAGAACAGAAAAUCACAAUCUUUGUGA